GAAGCUUUGAAUGGAAAUUCGGGAUCUGUUCUUUCGCUUAGUGUCUAGUAGUUGUGUUCUGUUAGCUGGCGGAUAAAUUGACCAUUUCAAAUUACCUUACCGCUGUUGUUGCCAGCGGUAGCUACUGAGAAACCGCACGUGAAAUAAACAUUCGUGUUGUUCAUUGAAGGGCGGAGCUGGGCGUAAUGGGACGAAAACGAGCCAUAAACAUUCGAAAUUAUGCUGCUCGCGUAUCUAACGAAGCGCCCGCUAAAUGCCGCCAAAUCAGUAACAUCCCAUAUUCACAACGGCUCCAGCAGUCAUCGACAAUAUGCAGCAGAAGAAAACUAACCCACUCUUACUCUAACACCGCUGCCUUUCCGUACUAUGAGCGGGCGGGUGGGCUUAUGUAUCCACCCCUUCAACUUUUCCUAAUGCCACUUGUCAACACGUACGAUUUAGGCAACAGCGGUUCCAUACUCCCAUCGCAGCUGAGUCAUAUGCCUCAUAUACGAUCAGCGGUCGAGCAGCCGGCGCGGACCGUUAAUCAGCUAGGGCCAUAUACUUUCCAAAUAAUGCCAGAUAGUGUGCAGCCAACAACAAACAAUACCUGUCGCACAGAGCCAUCGCUUGCGCUUCAGCGACCCGCGCCUGGUUACUGGGCGAGACUACCUUCACCUACACCUGUAGUAGCGAGCCUGGCCCGAGGACAUGAACCCAAACCGGUUUAUCGGAUAGGUACACUUGAUGAACCUACUCGAACUGAGCUUAUGGAUGGAGCGAUGGUGAGCGAUGGUCUAAUUGACCUCUACUUGAAACUAAUUGUUAAGCGUGCAGAGCAGACAUGUCGCAAACAGAAACUGUGUGUUUACCCGUCGUACACUCUAAUCUUCGACAUAGAUUAUAGUUUAUCGGUAAUGAAUAAUAUAUCAAGCAAUCCCGAAGUCUUCGAUAUGCUGCUGUUCCCAAUGGUCUUAGGUGUAAUCGACGAGACAGAUGAACUUCGUCAAAAAGAAAAGCAGUACAGAGAGAGAAAUGAAAAAGAUGACUACAGAGAUGGAAAAGAAACAUAUGAAAACGUUAAAGCCGUAUAUAAGAAACAAGGCUAUGGUGAACACUGGGCCUUGGCCGCAUUCAAAAAGGCCACUAAAUCUAUACACUAUUACGAUUCUUUAUGGCGCGUUACAACACAGAAACGCGAGAUUGAAAUCAACACAAAACUGAGUUGGAUUCAGUACUAUAUCAACGAACAUAUGCAGUUCGUACCUCGGAUCCGAAAGGAACAACGAGGAGUACCACAACAAAGCAAUGAUACCGACUGUGGUAUCUUUGUUUGUAAAUACGCCGAGUGCCUUGCGUUUGGUAUGGACAUGGAUUUCAGCCAGAACGAAAUGACAGCUAUUCGCCAAGAAAUGGCGAAUGAAUUGGCUGCAGCAGCUGCGCAAUGACAGAGGAUCGCCAAGCGGCCUUAAUCGGACAGUUUAUAACCGCUCAGUGGAACUGCCGAUUACUGACUGGCCUCUUGAUCUUGUGCUCGGAUCUGUGUGUGCAUCUAUAUAAUGUGCAUCGAUGCGUGUAACAGCCGCCACAAGUCAACUGCGGGUUUUUCUGCGUAUCAAUCGGAAAAUCUCGAUCAAGGUGACAGUGGUGGAGAGGCUGCCGACGGAAUCAGAUCGCGAUUCCGAUAAAAUUAGACGCGGGCAAAAUUCGAACUGAACGCUCAAUUCGGCAAUGUCGUACGUCUAUCUUAAAGCAAUUACAAACUGCACGAAGUUUCGAUACAGCCCGUUGGCGAACACGCUAUAUAUCAAGUAGCUCCAUGACAUCACUGCAGACUGA
Molecule: messenger RNA, 1818 nt
Organism: Varroa destructor (honeybee mite)
Lineage: Eukaryota; Metazoa; Arthropoda; Arachnida; Mesostigmata; Varroidae
Biological process (GO): protein desumoylation; proteolysis
Cellular component (GO): nucleus
Molecular function (GO): deSUMOylase activity
Source: RefSeq, a predicted model, not a curated record